Molecule: messenger RNA, 471 nt
Organism: Botrytis sinoallii
Lineage: Eukaryota; Fungi; Ascomycota; Leotiomycetes; Helotiales; Sclerotiniaceae
Exons: 1
Coding region: 1-471 (156 amino acids)
Source: RefSeq, a predicted model, not a curated record
AUGUAUUUCUUGAUCCAGGGUGUCUUACAUGCAGCUGUAGGGUUUACGGUAAAGAUAGAGGGGUAUGAAUCCCUUGACCCGCUGAAUUACCGUGCAGUCACUAAUCGUACCGCGGGGUUUAAGUCGUUUUCUGAAGAUAAAUCUGUAGUCAAUGCAGGACUAGGAGCAGUGGGCUAUGCCAGAUCGCAGAAGAUAUGGAUCUGGGUAAAUAACGGGGGUCGUAAGCGCUCUGUGCCUCUUGCCUGCAGUUUCCUAUAUGAAAGGUCAUCAUGGAUUGAUUCAAGCGAGCACGUGCUUGGUGUGAGAAUUGUUGAUCUGCAUUGUAAUAUUAGGACAAAUUCUAAAUCACAACUUCUCGUGAUUAAUGUGUUGCGUGAAAAUUGGAGCCAAAAUCUGAGAAUCAGUGAGAACAUAGAGAUAUUAGCUGAAGGUUACGAACUUACUAUGGACGGAGAUAAGGGAUAUUCGUGA